Messenger RNA from Trichechus manatus latirostris (Florida manatee), 4002 nucleotides. RefSeq names its product peroxisomal biogenesis factor 16 (gene PEX16). Gene Ontology annotation, biological process: peroxisome organization. Bases 523 to 1536 code for a protein of 337 amino acids. The record is from RefSeq and is a predicted model, not a curated record. NCBI's taxonomy places the organism in Eukaryota, Metazoa, Chordata, Mammalia, Sirenia, Trichechidae. Gene Ontology annotation, cellular component: peroxisomal membrane. The transcript is spliced from 11 exons.
AAAGACUCUCCUCGCUCCUCUCCAAGUCUUGCCGAGGUUCCUUUCCGCGCGCAACUUCCCAGCUCUUAUACAGCCGGGCCUCCCGUUCGAGCCUCUCGGCGUUCGAUUGGAACGAUUCAGGCCUCCUUGCCUCCUCUCUAGAAUGAACUGCUCCGACUGCCGCCAGCGCUUUCCCGGAGCCGCAAGUGCGCAGGCGCAAGGGCAGCCAACCCGGAAGGCGGAAGAGCCUGGUCCCAACGACUUCUGGGUGUGUCGGGGCGGAGAGUGUGUUAACCAAUGACUUGAAGAAGCAGGGAGGGCGGGAUUAGGGUCGCAGUUGCUUAACGCUACCGGAGUGGAAGGUGAUUUAAGAGAUGGGGUGAAGGGAGGUUCAAUGGCUCUUCGCGUCGCCGUCCCUCUGGCCCGCGGAAGUUAAGCAACGGAGAGGCGGGCCUAGGACCGGAAGCAGGAAGGAGGGCGCAGGAAGCAGGGAGCUGCAGACAGUUCUGUCGGCUUGUGGGUCUGUCAGUCCGGAGGGGCAGCAUGGAGAAGUUGCGGCUCCUGGGCCUCCGUUACCAGGAGUACGUGACUCGUCACCCUGCCGCCACGGCCCAGCUGGAGACGGCAGUGCGGGGCCUCAGUUACCUGCUGGCAGGUCGUUUCGCCGAUUCACACGAGCUGUCGGAGCUGGUGUACUCCGCCUCUAACCUGCUUGUGCUGCUCAAUGAUGGGAUCCUACGGAAGGAGCUUCAGAAAAAGUUGCCUGUGUCGCUGUCCCAGCAGAAGCUGCUGACAUGGCUGAGCGUGCUGGAGUGCGUGGAGGUGUUCAUGGAGAUGGGGGCUGCCAAGGUGUGGGGUGAAGUGGGCCGCUGGCUCGUCAUUGCCCUCAUCCAGCUGGCCAAGGCUGUGCUGCGGAUGUUUCUGCUGAUUUGGUUCAAGGCUGGCCUCCAGACCUCACCCCCCAUCAUUCCUCUGGACAGGGACACCCAGGCGCGACCCCCAGAUGGUGACCCCAGCCCUGGCAGCCAGGAGCAGCUCUACGUGGGGAAGCGGUCAAGCCGAGUCGUGCGAACCCUCCAGAACACCCCGUCCCUGCACUCGAGGCGCUGGGGCGCCCCCCAGCAGCGGGAGGGGCAGCACCAGCAGCAGCAACGUGAGGAGCUGAGCGUCACCCCCACCCCAUUGGGGCUGCAGGAGACCAUCGCCGAGUCCUUGUAUAUUGCCCGGCCCCUGCUGCACUUGCUCAGCCUGGGCCUCUGGGGCCAGCGGUCGUGGACACCCUGGCUCCUGUCUGGUGUUGUGGACGUGACCAGCCUGAGCCUCCUGAGUGACAGGAAAGGCCUGACCCAGAGGGAGCGGCUGGAGCUGCGGCGCCGGACUAUCCUGCUGCUCUACUACUUGCUCCGCUCCCCCUUCUACGACCGCUUCUCCGAGGCCAAGAUCCUCUUUCUGCUCCAGCUGCUGGCAGACCACGUCCCUGGCAUUGGCCUGAUCACAAGGCCGCUCAUGGAUUACUUGCCCACUUGGCAGAAAAUUUAUUUCUACAGUUGGGGCUGACACAUGUCCUGGGGUGGGGCGUCAGGAGGGGCAGGGCAGCAUGGUCUGCUGCUGUGGGCCAGGGGUGGCUCAGCCCUUGGUCCCCUGGCCCCUCUUCCCUAAUAAAACUGACUCUGGCCACGUCCAAGCAUGUGGCCUCUCUAUGCCCAUGCCCAGGGCACCUGGCUUUCCUGCCCUGCCUGGGCUCUGCUCACAGCCCCCAGUCCCCAUGAGUGCUCCCCAACGCCCUCAUGACUUUGAAUAGCCUCUCCAGUGACAGAGCACUGCAGCCCAUACUGUCACUGCAUCACCAAACCGCCACCAGGAACUGGGACCCAGGUUCCUUGAGCCAUCGAAAGCUGUUUAACACCUGAACAUCCCCGAGGCCCCUGCUGAGUCUGGGAAGUGGAGCCGCUUGCCUCAGCAGCUGCAGGGGCAAACUUUGCUCUCUCACCGAUUCCUGCUGAAAAUGGACAAGACUGAACCUGGGCAAUGGGAUGACAGCUGCCCAGUGCAUCUUCUGCCCAGAGCCUCCACUGCCCCUUCCCUCUGCCCCCUUCCUCUGCAGGGCCUGUGACUCCUGUGGCCCCAGGCCGUAGCUGCUAGCCAUCCUCGUGAUGCAGCCUCAUGGAUGGUGGGCCCAGCUCCAGUGCAGAGGGGCAUCCCAAGGCAGUCACCUCUGACCCACCACCCCCAGUCCAGACUACACUUCUAUUUGUUGCAACGCCCCAUGCGUUCUCAACUAUUGGAUGCAAACUGGCAUCUAACCCCUAGGUGAGCGCAAAAGGCUUUUUCCCAUAGGAAUGACAGUCAAGCCCCAGCCAGUCCUGGGGCCGAUGCUGGGGAGGGACUGGGAGCCUGAGCGGCUGUGAAAAAGAGCUGGGUGCAAGUUCAGAGGGGAUGAGCAGGGGUCUCCCGCCCUUAGCCUGCAGCUCCCUGCUUCCCAGUGGCAAAGUCCACCUGGAGCUGUGCAGGCUGCUCUGGAGGGUGGAGGUGCCUAGUCCAGACCAGGCAGGGCAGCAGGCUGGCUGCUUUCUAUCCUGUCCUUCCCCGACUGCCCCCACUGCUUCUGCUCUCUCUGCCCUGUAAACAGCCACACCUUUCCUGCUGGAGUUUCUAACCAGUCCGGUGGACCCUUCCAUUGUGAAGGCUUCGUGCCUUACUUGCUUCUGGGGUGUCAGUCAUUCUGCAUGUCCAUGCUUCAUCCUCCCCAGAAUACCCUGGGUGGAGAAUCCUGUUUGGGAGGUGCUAGCUCUGCUCUGACAUUGCUUUCCCCACCCUAGUCCUCGGCUGGGGAGCAAAAUGUGGUGACCCACAGGGUAGGGGCAAGGGCUGGACUUUGGAUCAGGACCAAGAGCUCCGGGGCCCAUGGCCUCUGCUGAGUUUAACCAGUGUCGCUGGGCAUUUGUCUGUUGCAAGCCGUGCCCGUGCUGUGCACUCAGAAAUGAGCAUGGCGCAGUUAGCUGCUCUCAGGCUCUCACUGAUUAACAAAGGAGGCAUGUAAAUGCAUGCAGUGCACGGGUUGUUGCAAUAGAAGUGUGAGCAAAAAUGUGAACUAGUGGUGGUGAGGACUGUGUGCCUGAAGAGAUGGGUGCAGGGAGUGACUGGAUGAUCAGGGAAGGCUCCUCGCAAUGCAGGAUUUUCAAGGAUGAACAGUGCUCAUUAGGCAGAGGGGAAGGAGGUUGUGGGUGGGGAACCAUGACCAUGUCACAGUGAAGUGUGAGGAGCUGUCGUGCCUGGGGCCCAGGGGAUGAGGUUGGAGGGGCACGUCAGGGCCACACUGAAAGCAUCGCAUGUCUAGGCUUGAAACGGGCCUGGCUUGUAGCAGGCAGUGGGGAAGGGGCUUGUUUUUAAACAUUAUUCCAGCAGCCUGGUGGAGGGUGGGCUGGUGGGUGGAACUGGGGGGACAUGAGCAUUGACACUGGGGGCAGAGACCUGUCUUGGUCGGAGGGUUGAAUUAAGGCAAUGGUGGUGGGGCUAGGGAGAUGAGGAUGUAACUGAAGCAGGCUUUGGGGACUGAUUGUGGACCAGAAGCAUCUAGGAGGCAAGAAGAGCUAAGGACAAGGGGCUUUGGAGACAGGCAGAGCGUGAACUUCCAGGUUCUUGGUGGGGCGAACCUUGGUGGGGGCAGAGGACACAAAGGCAGGCGCGUGGGAGGUGAGCUGUAAGAAGUUAGCCUGUGGGCUGAGAGCGCAGGAGAGGACUGGGCUGAAGGAAAACCCAGAACCUGUCAGCUUCCCGGGAUAUUGAACCAAGAGUGUGAAUGAGGCCACUCCUGGGGAGCCAGAGUUGGAAACAAGGGAUCUCCCUCUCUGGGCCUUGAGUGCAGCUCAAUUAAAGGGGAUGGACCAGCCAGUAGAUCUGCUGUUUUUGUAGAAGCGCCUGGGUAAUUAAAAAUAACGAUUCCUUGGGGUCAAGCCUCAGAUUUUGAUCCCACAGAACUGGAGCAGGGCCGUGGAUUUCCGUAACCAGAAACAAGAGGAUGAG